AUGCACCAAGACAUCACCGAACCUGACAGAAAUUUAGACUCUCCACUGAAGGAGGUUCAAUCCAGAGUAUACAGGGCAUCAAGAUCUCCAAACGCCUUUAUGUUAGAUUAUCUAAGUCAAGUCUGAGUUCACCAAUUUUCAGUGUAUGCAGGAGCUUAAGGAUCAAUACUCCAACAUGUACGCCUGUACAAUCCUUAGAGAUGGAUCCACUCGAUAUCUACAACUUUAUCUCGAGAAGGAGAAGGAUAGUAACGAUAUUUUAAAAAAUAGAGUAGUCUUCAACGAAUAAAAAAUACGAAUUACGCCCUGCAGGGCAGUGGAUGACACAGGCAAGAUGAUAAUGGUUAAAUUGUCUCAUUUACCAAUGCUGUUUAAGGAAACAGUUCUCGAAGAUCUAAAGAAGAGCUUGACAUUUUAUGGUCAUCUUUUGGAUGUAGGUAUAAACACGAAAGCUACUACAGGUUUUUUCAUAGGAGCCGGAUAUGCAGUUCUCGCGGUCCCAAAAGAGGAGGCAGGUUUGGUAUCUUCCCAAUUCCAGAUAUUAGAUCACAAUGUUCGUUAGUGUUGUGAUGGAACGUAAUAUAAUAAAGAUAAAUAAAAAUAAAUUAAAAAUAAAUUAAAAAUAAAUUAAAAAGAGAAAGAGAAAGAGAACAAAGGAAAGUUUGGUUUGAGA
Cokeromyces recurvatus is the source of this 673-nucleotide messenger RNA. RefSeq lists its product as uncharacterized. The transcript has a single exon. Bases 335 to 562 code for a protein of 75 amino acids. Lineage: Eukaryota; Fungi; Mucoromycota; Mucoromycetes; Mucorales; Mucoraceae. The record is from RefSeq and is a predicted model, not a curated record.